UCGGUGUUUGGUGUUUGUUCUGUUUUAGGGGAUUUCAGUAAUUCGGGGUCAAGCCAUCGUGGACAUUAACGAAACCACGGAAAGGUCGGUCGAGGGACUGAGCUGAGUUUUUAGUCACCGAUCUCUUGAUAUUUAUAUAUAUAUUCGAGAUGGGCAGAAAUGAAGAGGACCGAAAAACGGAGCGCCUGAUUCGGGAAAUAGAGAAACAUGGCUGUCUCUAUGACAAAGAGUCUCCUUUGUACAGAGACAUCGACAAGAAAGACAAAAUAUGGAAGGAGAUAGCUAGUCGUGUUGGUAUGACCAUAAAAGAUGCAAGACAAAGGUGGAAGUCUGUGAGAGAUAACAUGCGGAAGAACCAAAACGCCAUGAAAGGCAAGCGUGGUCGGUCCGCCAAGACGGUCCGCCCGUACAAGUUCGGCGCUAUCCUCAAAUUCCUCAUUCCUUUCCUGGAAGAUCGAGAACCCAAGUCCAGUCUAGAAAAGGAUGAACCAACGUGUGACCAGAUGGAUGAAGAUAACGGCGAUUUUGAAGACAAUAUGAAAGAGGAAUUGCUGGAUGAAGAAACCGAAGUGACGUUUCACGCUGAACUUUACCAAUCAGCUGCUAGUUCUAGUAGUGAAACGUGUUCUGCCACCCCGACAACUACCCCGACAACUACCCCGCCAACUACCCCAGUUACCCACGGAAAAAGGAAGCGAAAUUUGAAUACAAAAGAGUGCGUUGACCAAUCAGUUGGUGCUCUUUUAACCGAAAAGGAAAAUGAGAUAAUAAAGAAACGCAAUGCACCUUCUGUAGAGAAGGCAGACGAUGAUGAUGUCGACCAGUUCCUGAAGUCAAUGGCGACCACCAUUCGGAAACUUCCCGCCCGUGCUGUAGCAGACGUAAAGUACAAGAUUCAUGGAAUAAUUCAUGAAGCAGAGAUGCUGUACAUGUUUCCUAGUCAGGACAAUUACAGUGUUGCAUCCACAACUGUACUUGACGACAGGCCAUCAGAUGCUUGUUCACCAUACGGAAAAGGUCGUAGCUCGAUCCAAGGCCAGUCUUCAAUGGCUGCAGCAAACGGACAGUUGAAUUCUUAUUCUUGUACACAUUAGUGUUGACUGCGUCCAGUAUAUUUUGUAAGUACACCGAGGAGAACGAAUGGCGAUACGUGGAUAUGCAGUUAACCAGCAUAAACUAUAAAGUACACAGUUUGGUGUGAUGCCCCAAAAGAAAAAAAAUUAUAGUUUGUCGUGUCAAGAAGUGCCUAUGGCACGGUUCCUUUCUGAUAAACAUGAUACGAAUUGGC
This is a messenger RNA of Gigantopelta aegis, 1288 nucleotides long. RefSeq lists its product as uncharacterized. Gene Ontology annotation, biological process: regulation of transcription by RNA polymerase II. The record is from RefSeq and is a predicted model, not a curated record. The coding region runs from base 150 to 1094 and encodes 314 amino acids. Gene Ontology annotation, molecular function: DNA binding. The transcript is spliced from 3 exons. Gene Ontology annotation, cellular component: transcription regulator complex; nucleus. Lineage: Eukaryota; Metazoa; Mollusca; Gastropoda; Neomphalida; Peltospiridae.